This is a messenger RNA of Acanthoscelides obtectus, 576 nucleotides long. The record is from the annotation of a GenBank genome assembly. Lineage: Eukaryota; Metazoa; Arthropoda; Insecta; Coleoptera; Chrysomelidae.
AUGUGGCAGGAAAUAGCAGCUUCUUGUGGAAUAACAAUUGAAAUUGCUAAAACAAAGUGGAAAAACCUGAGAGACAAUUUUCGGGCAGAAGUGAGAAAAAUAAAUAAAGGAAAAUCAGGAGACGCUGGCGGCAGCCAAGCAGAUCAUGGGUCCAACUGGGUGUGGUUUAAAAACCUGUUGUUUCUAAAGGAUCAAAUGGUUUCAAGAAAAAUGAGCAGCAGUCUUCAAAGCUCUUGCACUGUCACCACUGGUCCAUCAUGCGCACUGUCUGAAGAUUCGCAAAGAGAUACGCAAGAGAUAGAUGAUGUCACAGAAAUUGAAGAAAAUUCAGAGAUAGAAGGCCAAACUCCAGCUACGGAUCAAGAUACACCGACCGGAUCAAAAACCAGACGCCAAAAUAUACCACUUAGAGGGCAUAGAGAUAGGGGACGACUUUUUUCUAAUGACAGCACGAAUGACGAGGAUGUCCUUAAUAAUGAAGGGAAUUUUAGAAAACUAAUACGGUUUAGAGUCGAUAGCGGCGAUAAUUUAUUGAAAAAAAACUUAGAGAACUCAAAAGCGCAUGCUACUACAUAA